AUAUGCAAAUGAGCUCCCUUUUUAAGAGCAGGAGGGUCUUCCUUGCCUUCUUUUGCCAUCAACUGUUCAAGAGACUACAAAGAACUCAAGAUCUGAAAAUGUCACGGACCUGGUUCCUAUGGGCUGCUAUUUGGGCUCUCCUGGCUACUACCACAGCUCAGCGCAGGUUCAGUGGCCGGAACAACAGAUGGGGACAAAACGGGAGCUGGAGAUACUCUGCUUACAAGACUUGGAACUCCAGCCUUUACCCCCGAUGGAGAGAAGGAGAUCCCAGACAGGGAAAUUGCUGGCGAGGUGGCAAUGUGACAGUUGAUAUCAGCAAUGAUGCCCCAACUUUAACAAGUGCCAAAAUCACAUUCAGGAUUGCUUUGCACUUUCCCAGGAAUCAAACUGUGCUGCCAGAUGGACGUGUAGUAUGGAGCCAGAACUGCAUCAUAAAUGGCACCCGUAUGAGAAAAGGGGAUCCUGUUUUCCCAGACCAGGAGGAUGAUACUUCCGAUUAUGUGUUUCCUGAUGGACAUCCCUUCUCCCCAAACGAUCGCCGGCCUGGCAAGUUUGUUUUUGUCUGGCAGACAUGGGGGCGAUACUGGCAAGUGGUAGGUGGUCCCACCUCCUCAUUGACUAUUGAAACAGCUAAUGUAGCUUUGGGCUCCUAUACCAUGAAUGUGGCAGUCUAUCAUUACCGGGGACGUGAGAAAUUCAUCCCUAUUGGUGGUACUUCCUCACAGUUCAGCAUCACAGACCAGAUCCCGUUCCAAGUGAACAUUGCACAACUUCUUGAUACCGAUGGGACAGAUAACCGUUUUGUGCGAAACCGAGCCAUCUCCUUUGCUGUGCAGCUCCAUGAUCCUAGUCAAUACCUCCAUGAGGCUGACAUCUCCUACUCCUGGGAUUUUGGUGACCAAAGCGGGACCCUGAUUUCUCGGGAAACCAUGGUCACUCACACCUACCUUUCUGCUGGUACCUUCAGCCCUCGUGUGGUGGUUCAGGCUGCCAUUCCUGUGGCCUCAUGUGGAGGCAGUACUUCAGAAGACCCAUUCGUCAUGCCCACAACCCUCAGGCCCACCACCACUCUGAGUGGAACAACUGUUCAAGCUUCCAGUGUGUUUUCCACCAUAAAUAGCAUUACUGGGGCAAGCACUGAAGAGGAUCUGACUUCUGUCCCAGCUUCUGCGACUUCAGUCCUUUCCACUGUAUCGUCAGCAGUAACUGAAGGGGCAACGUCUGUAGCCACAGUUCCUGCCACAAAUGUAAGUGCUGGGCCUGAAGGAGCGGAUUUAGCGGCUGCUUCUGUGGAACCUGCAGUUGUUGCAUCAUCCGAGGCAACUGAAGAUAGCGCAGACACUGAGGCUAUAACCAUUGCCGUGUCUGCGUCUCUCCCAAAUACCAUGGCAUUGGCAUCUACUGCAGCAACUGAAUCUCUACCAGGGUCUGUGGCUCCAGGUUCUUCAUCUACAAUAGUACCUGAGAAUGACCCAGGAACAGCGGAACCAACUGUUUUGUCCCCCAUUGCAUCUACAACUAUCUUUUCAGAUACCUCUGAAGACACAGCAGCCAUCAAUCCAGUGGAUUCAGUUAUGCCUGCCACAGGAACAGUUGCAGGAGAUGCGGUCCAGCUUCUGGUGAAACGUCAGGCACCCACUGGAUGCCUCCUCUAUCGUUAUGGAACCUUUGCCACUAAUCUGGACAUCAUCCAGGGCAUCGAGAGUGUGGAAAUUGUGCAGGUAAUGCCGCUGACGCCCGCUAUUGCUGAGAAUGCAGUAGAUCUUACUGUGACAUGCCAGGGAAGCCUCCCUGAAGAAGUCUGCACAACUAUCUCAGAUCCUGAUUGUGUGAUAGUCCAAGAGAGUAUAUGCAACCCUGUUCAGCCAAGCCCAGACUGCCAGUUUGUUUUGCGCCAGGCCUUCAACCAAUCUGGCCUCUAUUGCGUCAACAUCUCACUGGCUGAUGCCAACACCUUAGCUGUUGCCAGCACCCAAGUCAGCAUCCAGACAGAAAGAAAUCAAGCUUCAGCCCAAAUUACAUUUGUAGUUGGAAUGCUGCUGGUUAUUGCUGCCGUGGGAGCCGCUAUCUAUACCUAUCGGCAUUUGAGACACAUCCCUCUACGGGCCAUGAUGUCUGCUGGUGCUUCUCCAAGGAACUGGUUUCCUGACCGCACAGCUGUACGCCUCUUCCUUGGCCAGGCAUUUGGCCGGCGGGCCAGUGGGGAAAGCAGCCCCUUGCUCAGUGGCAACGUCAUCUAAGUGGAAGUCAACAAGUCUUGCAAACUAAAAACUGAAUGCAUUGAGCCAUUACUGAAAAAGGAAAUCAUGCCUCUUAUAUUUCCCUUAAGUUGAUACUUUUCUGAUACCAGCUGAGUAAACAGCCAGUUUGAGAUGCCAUCUCAGUACCUGCCUAGGUGGGGAGAUACAGACAGCACUGAAGUGUAGUUGUUUUUAGAGCACCACAAUCACAUUGAGUUUGUGCCAUGAUGUUCCUAGGAGAACAAAAUGGUAGUCAAGAGAGCUGUUCAUUUGGCUUUCUUCCCAUGACUUAUUUCUUUGGGUCAAGGAAGAAAUCAGCAAUGUAGUUUUGGGACAGUUAAGUUUUAAAUUAACUCCCUAUAGUUGACCGUGACUUCUAAUAAAGGAUAAGAGGGUUAACCCUGUUGAUCAAUUUCUCGUACUGACAGCACAUUCUAAAGCAGCCCCUCAAAAAUGGGGCUGACCCCAUUUUAUUUUCUAUGCCCCAUAACUAGAUGGGGGAAUGAAUCGUGGCAAGAAAGAUACAAGAGAGAUAGUAUUGUAUCGACUUUGUCUGCAGUGGCAUGAGCCCCAGUCAGCCACUGCAGACUUAUUUUCCCAAAUAAUAAUAAUAAGGAAAAAAAGAACCAGCAUUCUACCUUGUUUAAAACGGUUCACAGCUGCUUCCAAGACAUCCCUAGUAGUUCAUUGCUGUUAUGCAUAAGCAUUUCCCAGGGAAGAAGCACAUUAACUUCAACCCAUUUCAUGCAAACCCAGAGAGAACCAACAAGAUGCAGGCUGGUUUCAUUUAAGUCAAUGGAGCAUAACUAUUGUUUUAAAUUUUGUCUGUCCAUCUUUUCUUUAAAAAACACAGUAUCUCCUUUAUACACCAUGAAUAAAUAUAUCAAAAGUUUGAUGGA
This is a messenger RNA of Crotalus tigris (Tiger rattlesnake), 3142 nucleotides long. It is a transcript of the gene PMEL, whose product is annotated as premelanosome protein. Bases 3 to 2243 code for a protein of 746 amino acids. Gene Ontology annotation, biological process: melanosome organization. NCBI's taxonomy places the organism in Eukaryota, Metazoa, Chordata, Lepidosauria, Squamata, Viperidae. Gene Ontology annotation, cellular component: melanosome. The record is from RefSeq and is a predicted model, not a curated record. The transcript is spliced from 12 exons.